GGGCUGGAUUGCAGCGCUGUCUUUCCUUAUGAAGAAGACACAAACUUGGAUUAUCACUUGCUUUUAUCUUCAACUGCUCCUACUUAAUCCUCUUGUCAAAGCCCAAAGUCCCUGUGGGAAUCCAGUGACAGAUGAUGUGAAUGACAUUACAAAACUGGUUGGAAAUCUUCCAAAUGAUUAUAUGAUAACCCUUAGGUAUGUUCAGAAGAUGGACACUCUGCCUAAUCACUGUUGGUUGCAUUUGAUGGUGCCUGAGUUUUCAAAGAGUCUGCAUAAUCUUCUGCAAAAAUUUUCAGAUAUGUCUGAUGUUUUAAGUAACUAUUCAAUCAUCAAUAAUCUCACGAGGAUAAUCAAUGAUAUUAUGUCAUGUCUAGAUUCUGAGAAAAAUAAGAAUUUUAGAAAAGAAAAUGUUCAUCUUUAUGAAGAAGGCAGGUUCAUUCCUGAAGAAUUCUUCAGGCGCUUUAAUAGAACCAUUGACGCCUACAAGGAUUUUGCAGAAAAAUCAGAUCAUAGUGACUGUGUUCUGCCAUCAACAACAGAAACACCAGAGAACAAUCCAAGAGUCAGUGUAACAAAUCCAUUGUUGUUACCUCCUGUUGCUGCCAGUUCCCUUAAGAAUGACAGCAGUGACAGUAACAAAGAGGCACUCGACUUCAUUAGCAGCCCCACCCUGAAAGUAAUAAGCAUAGCACUGCCGUCAUUGUUUUCUCUUCUUAUUGGCUUUACUUUGGGAGCCAUCUGCUGGAAGAAAACACAUCGCACAUCCAGACCAGAAAGUGAUGAAACAACACAGUGUAAUAACUGUCAAGAGGAUAAUGAGAUAAGUAUGUUGCAGCAAAAAGAAAAAGAGCUCUUACAAGUGUAG
This is a messenger RNA of Emys orbicularis (European pond turtle), 865 nucleotides long. RefSeq names its product KIT ligand (gene KITLG). The transcript is spliced from 9 exons. Gene Ontology annotation, cellular component: plasma membrane. Gene Ontology annotation, molecular function: cytokine activity; stem cell factor receptor binding. The record is from RefSeq and is a predicted model, not a curated record. NCBI's taxonomy places the organism in Eukaryota, Metazoa, Chordata, Testudines, Emydidae. Gene Ontology annotation, biological process: cell adhesion; positive regulation of cell population proliferation. The coding region runs from base 29 to 865 and encodes 278 amino acids.